This is a messenger RNA of Fusarium pseudograminearum CS3096, 1179 nucleotides long. RefSeq lists its product as uncharacterized. The transcript has 2 exons. Lineage: Eukaryota; Fungi; Ascomycota; Sordariomycetes; Hypocreales; Nectriaceae. The record is from RefSeq and is a predicted model, not a curated record. Bases 1 to 1179 code for a protein of 392 amino acids. Gene Ontology annotation, molecular function: tRNA (cytidine-N3)-methyltransferase activity.
AUGGCGUCUUCAGCGCCAAGUGGCGAGGCCGCUGCGAGCCCGACACUCGAGUCCAUUCCUGCUCCUGUUCAGGACAUGGCCGCGUUGGACGUCAAGGAUCCGGUCACCGAGGCCGUCACCGAAGCCAUCGCCCCCGAGACCGAGGCUGCUGAGGUGCCGCCUCACCGAUCGCAUGAUCCCACAAACAACUUGAAGCGGAGUGAUCCCUUCCAGUUUGGUAGCCGGUAUCUGAGCGAAGGAGACGAUGUCUUCGAGUUCAAUGCCUGGGAUCACGUUGAGACUGACGAUGCGUACAAGGAGUAUGCAGAGCAGCAAUACGCAAAACAGCGUCAAAACCCUGUCUCGGACUUUGAGAAGAGAAAAUUUAGUCAGGACCCCGCUAGAUGGUGGAACUUGUUCUAUAAGAACAAUGCCGCCAAUUUCUUCAAGAAUCGAAAAUGGCUUCAGCAGGAAUUUCCUGUUCUAGCCGAGGUAACCAAGGAAGAUGCUGGCCCCAAGCUUCUCUUGGAGAUUGGUGCCGGAGCUGGUAACACGGCUUUCCCAGUCUUGGCCGAGAAUAAGAACCCGCAACUGAAGAUCCAUGCCUGCGACUACUCAAAGACUGCCGUAGAGGUCAUUCGCAAGAAUGAAGCGUACAAUACCGACUUCAUCCAGGCUGACGUAUGGGACGUCGCUAGUGAUAGCCUACCGCCUGGACUCGAAGAAGGUUCCGUAGAUGUCGCCGUGCUUAUUUUUAUCUUCUCUGCUUUGUCACCUGAUCAAUGGGCCAAGGCCGUUGAUAACGUUUACCGAGUUCUCAAGCCGGGUGGCCUGGUCUGCUUCCGAGACUAUGGAAGAGGAGAUCUGGCUCAGGUUCGGUUCCGCAAGGGUCGAUAUCUGGAUGAAAACUUUUACAUUCGAGGCGACGGCACCCGUGUCUACUUCUUUGACAAGGAUCAACUUUCGGAUAUCUGGACAGGCAAUAAUGCCAAUGAAGAGACCCCAGCAGCCUUGGAAGGUGGCAGCGAUACCCCUGAAGGAACAGAUGCCACUCAGAGCACAGACGCAGAGGAAGCCAAGACAGAAAUACCCCGAUUCGAGGUGGAAAACCUUGGUGUUGAUCGACGAUUGCUGGUCAACAGAGCCUCAAAGCUCAAAAUGUAUAGAUGCUGGUUACAGGGUAGAUUCAGAAAGAAAUAG